UCUUUAGCAAAAGAAGAACCAAGAAGUACCAUGAAGCUCACCCCGAUCGCUGGACUCGUUCUGCUCGCCUGCUGCCUCGGCCAGGCUCUGCCCCAGGCACGUGUGGCCGGUGGCGAGGACGCUGUGCCCGGCCAGCUGCCCUACCAGGCGGCCCUCUCCAUUGGUGGCAGCUACAACUGUGGCGCUGUGAUCAUUGCCGAGCGUUACGCCCUCACAGCCCUCACCUGUGUCUGCUCCGAUGGCAAGGAUAAGCCCUGGUCCCCCAAUCUAUUUGGCAUCACCUUCGGCUCGGUGGAUCUCUACACGGGCGGCAAGGAGAUACGCGUCGAGGAGAUCACCAUCAAUCCCAACUACAACACCUUGAAGACCGGCCUGGCCCUCCUGCGGCUCAAGGAGUCGAUCGUCUUCAAUGAGAAUGUGAGCGCCGUGCCGCUGGCACGCGUCGAUCCGCCCGUGGGCGCUCAGGUGGAUAUUUCUGGCUACGGACGCACCUUCGAGGCGGAGGUCAACAUGCACCGCACCCUGCAGAUUGGACAGGCCAGCGUGGUGCCGCGCCGCGAGUGCCGUCUGGGCAAGAGCGAGGAGGAGCCAGUGGACAACGAUCAGGUGCUCUGCCUGGGCCAUGAGCGUCGCAAUGGCGUCUGCCGCGGCGACAUAGGCGGACCCGCCGUCUACCAACAGCAGCUGGUCGGCCUCGGCGGCGAGAUGCUGGGCGAGUGCGGCGGCCUCCUGCCCGAGCGUUUCAUUAGCAUUCCAGCCAACUACGAUUGGAUUCAGCAGAACAUUCAAUAAAUAAACAAAAUAAAUUACAUACAGCAAUAA
Messenger RNA from Drosophila guanche, 822 nucleotides. RefSeq names its product serine protease SP24D. The transcript is spliced from 2 exons. Lineage: Eukaryota; Metazoa; Arthropoda; Insecta; Diptera; Drosophilidae. Gene Ontology annotation, molecular function: serine-type endopeptidase activity. Gene Ontology annotation, biological process: proteolysis. The record is from RefSeq and is a predicted model, not a curated record. Bases 31 to 792 code for a protein of 253 amino acids.